ACAAGGUCUCGCGAUGUUUCCGUAUGAGAGAGCAUAGUGGCGACGAGAACUAGCGUAGGCCGGAGUGGGGAGAGUUGUUAUCGAAGAACAGGGAGAACAGACGGCGGCAGUAGCAGGGCAGGGGGUGUGUGAGUGUGUUUGUGAGGUCCAAAAAGGAGCACAACACGGCGUGAAUGAGACAGUCAAACUGGCGGAAUUCAAUAUGGCAUCCGGAGAUACGCUGUACAUUGAGACAGACGGCUCGGAGAUGCCGGCCGAGAUCGUGGAGCUUCACGAGAUAGAGGUGGAAACGAUACCGGUGGAAACUAUCGAGACCACGGUGGUCGGUGGGGAUGACGACGACGACGACGACGACGAGCAGCCCAUGAUCGCGCUCCAGCCUCUGGUCACGGACGACCCCAAUUCAAUCCACCACCACCAGGAGGUAAUCUUGGUCCAGACCCGGGAGGAGGUAGUCGGUGGGGAUGACUCGGACCUGCACACGGAUGGCGGCAGCGGUUUCGAGGACCAGAUCCUCAUCCCGGUACCGGCUCCGGGGGUGGAGGAUGAGUACAUCGAGCAGACUUUGGUAACUGUGGCUGGAAAGAGCUCAGUGGGUCGGGUGAAACGGGGAGGCGGCACUGGUGGAAAGAAAGCAGGCAAAAAGAGCUAUUUAAGCGGCGCGGAUGCUGGCGGAAGAAAAUGGGAACAGAAGCAGGUGCAAAUAAAGACACUGGAAGGGGAGUUUUCUGUUACAAUGUGGGCAUCGGAUGACAAUAAAGACAUCGACCAUGAGUCGGUGGUGGAGGAACAGAUAGUCGGGGAGAACUCCCCUCCGGAUUACUCUGAGUACAUGACGGGGAAGAAGUUGCCCCCUGGUGGGAUCCCAGGGAUCGACCUCUCAGACCCCAAACAGCUGGCUGAAUUUGCCAGAAUGAAGCCCAGGAAAGUCAAAGAGGACGAUGCUCCCCGGACAAUAGCUUGCCCUCAUAAAGGCUGCACAAAGAUGUUCAGGGAUAACUCUGCCAUGAGGAAGCACCUCCAUACCCACGGACCACGCGUGCACGUCUGCGCAGAGUGUGGCAAGGCCUUUGUCGAGAGCUCCAAACUCAAACGUCACCAACUUGUUCACACAGGGGAAAAACCCUUCCAGUGUACUUUUGAGGGCUGUGGGAAAAGGUUUUCUCUGGACUUCAACCUGCGCACACACGUGCGGAUCCACACUGGAGACCGACCCUACGUCUGCCCUUUCGACGGCUGCAAUAAGAAAUUUGCCCAGUCGACCAACCUCAAGUCUCACAUUCUCACACAUGCCAAAGCCAAAAAUAACCAAUGAGAACCCACCCACCAGUGUCAAGCCACACAGAUGAAUAAAGCGCAUCUUAGUGGCACAUAUGAAACGAUAAGCUUGAGACUUAUUGAUUUAUAUAAAAAAAAAAAUCUGACAGAGUAAAAGACUUUUAAAACACUGAAAUUCAGCCAGUUUCCCUCUGUCCCCUUUUUUCUGCUGUCAUACUGGAUGAGGAACACAGUGUUUUGUUAUUUUAUUUUUUGUUUUUUGUUUUUUUGUUCCCCAAAGUCCUGGCCAACACAAUCCCUGUCUCCAGUGGCACUCAGCUGCCAGAAGAUGGAACCUGUGGACAAACAUCAGAGACUUCUUUUUACCAGAGUGAGCAGAGAAGCAGCAGCACUAUUAGUAAUUUUAGUUUCUGGCCUAGCUUUUAUUUUCCUGAAGUGUGCAUAUUGUACACUUGACUCAGGCUAUGGUUAGUGACAUUGUGUCAUUUUUUUUCUCCCCCCCUCCUGCAUUAUGAGAUCAUACCUAUGAUACAGAAGGCCUUGUGUGACCUGUUUCACUUGUAUGAGAAGUUUAAUACAUCUGUAUGUUUGCAUUUCCAUACACUCUUUGGUUGUAUUUUUCUCUAACCACAAAAUAACCUUGUACACUUGUAUUGUAUGGCUGUAUUGAAAUUAUGUAGACAUAGACAGAGGUGUGGUUUAAAGUGUUAACCAAUUAAACUUUUAGUCCUGCAUUGCUUUAUAUUUUCCAUGACCUGUCUUUACACAGAUGAAUGAGUUGUAUAACCGUACUCGGAGGAUGUCUCAGUUAAAGUAUCUGAAGAGAACAUUGAAUCAACUGCGAGAUCAUCACCUUCUUUGUUAGAAUGUAAUGUACAGAUUUCAACCAUUAACUUCUUUUGAUGAUAUUUACACCCAUGUAUCUCAAUUGCCCACAAUAAAAUGGGUCAUUCUAACCCUUCUGAAACACACA
Monopterus albus (swamp eel) is the source of this 2251-nucleotide messenger RNA. It is a transcript of the gene yy1b, whose product is annotated as YY1 transcription factor b. The transcript is spliced from 5 exons. The record is from RefSeq and is a predicted model, not a curated record. Gene Ontology annotation, biological process: regulation of transcription by RNA polymerase II. Gene Ontology annotation, molecular function: DNA-binding transcription factor activity, RNA polymerase II-specific; RNA polymerase II cis-regulatory region sequence-specific DNA binding. Gene Ontology annotation, cellular component: PcG protein complex; chromatin; transcription regulator complex. Bases 203 to 1315 code for a protein of 370 amino acids. NCBI's taxonomy places the organism in Eukaryota, Metazoa, Chordata, Actinopteri, Synbranchiformes, Synbranchidae.